Echinococcus granulosus is the source of this 363-nucleotide messenger RNA. RefSeq lists its product as hypothetical. Bases 1 to 363 code for a protein of 120 amino acids. The transcript has 2 exons. NCBI's taxonomy places the organism in Eukaryota, Metazoa, Platyhelminthes, Cestoda, Cyclophyllidea, Taeniidae. The record is from RefSeq and is a predicted model, not a curated record.
AUGACAAUGUUUUGGGGUCCUAUUAGCUUCCGUCAAAGUACUUCCUUUCGCUCUUGUAGUAUUUCAUUACUUAACACCCAUUCACGUAAGUCUAGUGGAUGUACUCCUAGUUUUCCUGGCAAGAAACAAAAACUUAUCGUCAUUUUUGUGGAGCAUUUGAAGAAGACGUGGCGGUUGAAUGCAAUUCCGACGAUGAGUAACAGGAAGAUGCAUUCAUCACGCUCAGAGACGGCUCCAAUCUUCGGGACGAAGUGUUGUGUCGUUAAUGCUCAAAUAACUUGGACUAAAUGUGUCAAUAGCGGAUUUCAACAGUGUUUAAAUGAAGCGAUGGUGGAACAACUCAUCAACAACGAUGUCACUUAG